Molecule: messenger RNA, 2137 nt
Organism: Salvia miltiorrhiza (redroot sage)
Lineage: Eukaryota; Viridiplantae; Streptophyta; Magnoliopsida; Lamiales; Lamiaceae
Product: transcription factor VOZ1
Exons: 6
Coding region: 313-1770 (485 amino acids)
Biological process (GO): positive regulation of long-day photoperiodism, flowering; regulation of DNA-templated transcription
Source: RefSeq, a predicted model, not a curated record
CGGUAAAAUUCUACCCCUCUUCUCUCUUUAACACCCACGCACAUAGGCAACUGCACGAUACUGUGCUUCAUAUGGUUUCGCUUUAGCUAUAUGGCAUAUUAUACUUUUCUAUUGUGUAAAAGAUUUUCGAGGAUUUUGUCCAUGUCAAUUUGUUUUCUGAGUCCUGCUUUUGUGUAUUUUCGUCUCAAUUUCGCGAGUUUGCUUGAGCCCAUUGUGUGAUUGGCAUGCAAUUUAGGGUGUGGGAGGCUUUUUCUGUUAAUAUUUUUACUAGAAUUGAAAGAACUGCUGGUGAAAUUUUCUGGUGUUACUUGGAUGGGGAAGGGUUCGAAGAGCGGGGCAUGCAAGUCCUCAUCGCACCAGCUCUUCAAGGACAGAGCGAAGAAUCGUGUGGAUGAUCUACAGGGGGUCUUUAGCGAUCUCCAAUCAGCUAGGAAGGAGAGCCGGUCAAUUGAUGUGGCUGUGCUUGAAGAGCAAGUUCACCAGAUGCUUCGCGAGUGGAAAUCUGAACUUAAUGAGCCCUCCCCAGCUUCUUCUCUGCAGCAGGGGGGAAGCCUUGGUUUUUCUUCAGAGAUUUGUCGGCUGCUGCAGCUUUGUGAGGAGGAAGAUGACGCAACCAGUGCAUUAGCUGCGCCGAAACCAGAUCCGGAUGCGCAGAAGGUUGUGGGUGGAUAUACUUCUCAAGAGAAUUUUGAUGCUCCCAAGGGUCCCCAGGAUCAAGGCUUCCAGUUGGUGGAGCAAUGCAAAAAUGCUGCCAUGGGAGUUAACAUGGAAAUGAAUAAUAUGAAUGUGCCUGCACAGCUAGAUUAUCAUUCAUUUGAUUUCCAUCAGGAUUUCGAACAGCCGUAUUUAAUAGGCUUUGAUGGCACGGGGUUCAUUGGUGAGGAUGUUAUGCCUCAGAUGUCUGGGUAUCAACCAAAUAUCAGCCCCCCACCUUCUGCUUUCUUGGGGCCAAAAUGUGCCCUUUGGGACUGUACUAGACCAGCGUUGGGGUUAGACUGGUGUCAAAAGUCUGAUGACUAUUGCAGUAUCUAUCAUGCUGGGCUUGCACCUAGUGAAGGCUAUCUUGGUAGGCCUCCUGUUGUACGACCGAGAGGCAUUGGCUUAAAGGAUAAUUUACUUUUUGCUGCUCUUGGUGCAAAGGCACAAGGAAAAGAUGUAGGCAUUCCUGAAUGUGAGGGUGCUGCUACAACAAAAUCACCUUGGAAUGCACCUGAGCUCUUUGAUCUCACUGUUCUCGAUGGCGAAACAAUUAGGGAGUGGCUGUUUUUUGAUAAGCCACGCAGAGCCUUUGAGAGUGGUAACAGGAAGCAGCGGUCACUUCCAGAUUAUAAUGGGAGGGGUUGGCAUGAGUCCCGGAAACAAGUGAUGAAUGAAUUUGGAGGGUUGAAGAGAUCCUACUACAUGGAUCCUCAGCCGAUGGAGAAUUUUGAGUGGCACCUUUAUGAAUACGAGAUCAACAAGUAUGAUGCAUGUGCAUUAUACAGACUGGAAGUGAAGCGUGUUGAUGGCAAGAAGAGUCCAAAAGGGAAGUUAGGCAAUGAUUCUGUUGCUGAUCUGCAAAAGCAGAUGGGUAGGCUGAGUGCUGAGUUCCCAAACGAGAAGCAGCGCGUUGUCAAAGGAAGGGGAAAGAGCAAUUUGAAGGAGGGAAGUGGAAGAAUUUACUCUGGUUCGAAUACAUUGGCUGCAAGUCCAGGUGAAGGGCUUGAUUAUACAAGAGGCGCACCAUAUGAUUAUCUUGUGGAAGAUAUCAAUGGGUACUACAUAACAUGAUGGUUAUGGGAAAAGAAAAGAGGCUUUUUAUCCAAGUAUAUAUAUAAAAUUGCUCCUUGAUUUCACUCGGCCUCCAGGCAAGUGGUGAAGUUGUUCUCUUUUUUGCUUUUUUUUUUUUCAUAUUUUUUUUCCCUAGCUGGUUAUGUUAUGUUGAUAGUGCGUCGGUUGUAAUCUAGGUAUAAUGCAAUGAUGCAUAGAUGACUGAUAACAUUUUGGGCGACAAAUGAGUUGGUUCAUUUUGUCUUUGUUAUGGUGAAUACUAAUUGCACUUCUUGUGCAACUUUGUAAGGAGAAUUUGUCCAAGCCUGACAAUCUGUAAUUACCCAACCUAUUUUCUCUAAUGCUUCUUCUCUUUUCACUUUUGCAA